Caretta caretta (loggerhead turtle) is the source of this 2053-nucleotide messenger RNA. Its product is annotated as solute carrier family 25 member 33. Gene Ontology annotation, cellular component: mitochondrion. Lineage: Eukaryota; Metazoa; Chordata; Testudines; Cheloniidae. The record is from RefSeq and is a predicted model, not a curated record. Gene Ontology annotation, biological process: pyrimidine nucleotide import into mitochondrion. Gene Ontology annotation, molecular function: pyrimidine nucleotide transmembrane transporter activity.
GGGGGCUGCGCCGCUGGGCGGAAGCGAGGAGCGUAGCGCGGCGCUUGCGGUCCGGGGGUAAUCGCGGGCUCCCGCUGGUGGACAGACGCUCUAGAGGCAGAGCGCGGCGGUGAUGCCCUAUAGGAGCACGCUGCUGCACCUGCUCGCAGGAGGAUGUGGUGGCACAGCUGGAGCCAUCCUGACCUGCCCCCUGGAAGUGGUGAAGACACGUCUGCAGUCAUCCUCGUUGGCCCUGCGCCCUCUCUGCCUUCCUGAGAUGCAGCUGCAGGGGCUGAAUGGGGGGUUUGUGCGUCCAGCCUCACCCUCACCUGGCGUGCUACAGCUGAUGAGGGCCAUCCUGGAGAAGGAAGGAAUCCGCUCCCUCUUCCGAGGCCUGGGUCCCAACCUUGUUGGAGUCGCCCCGUCCAGGGCCAUCUAUUUUGCUGCCUAUGCUGGGGCUAAGGAGAAGCUCAAUGUUGUCUUCAGACCUGAGUCCAAGAAAGUUCAUGUGCUCUCGGCAGUCUGUGCAGGGGUCACCUCCGCCACACUUACCAAUCCCAUCUGGCUGGUGAAAACCAGGAUGCAGCUGGAAGCCAGGGCAAGGGGGGAGAAGCAGAGUAAUGCCCUCCAGUGUGCCAUACGAGUGUACCGCACUGAGGGCCUGCGUGGAUUUUACCGUGGAAUCAGUGCCUCCUACGCUGGAGUCUCCGAGACAGUCAUCCAUUUUGUCAUCUAUGAGGCGCUGAAACAACAGCUGCGGGAGCAACAGCCAUUCCUCCCAACAGCCUUUGCACUUGCACCUAACAGCCAUGAUUUCUUUGGACUCAUGGCAGCUGCUGCCAUCUCCAAGACAUGUGCCUCAUGUAUUGCAUACCCACACGAGGUUGUCCGGACACGGCUGCGGGAAGAGGGGUCCCGUUAUCGCUCCUUUCUGCAGACCCUGCGGCUGGUGGCCCAAGAAGAGGGACCCCUGGCUCUGUACCGAGGACUCCUGGCCCAGAUGAUGCGCCAGAUCCCCAACACAGCUAUCAUGAUGGCUACCUAUGAACUGAUCAUCCACUUGGCCACCAAACUGUGACCCUGCACAAAUGCACCAGCCCCUUGUUGAGGCUGCUGGCUGUGCAUGGGAGAGCCAAGGUCUUGUAACCUGACAUGUUUUUCCUGUUCCACAAGGUAGUGCUGCUCACUCUGUAGCAGGAGGCCUGUGUGGUGAUGAACUUGUGUGUGGCAGUCUACUGUCAGGAUGCAGAGUUCUCAGGCCAGAGUGGUGGUUCUGGAUGGUGCGUAGCCUCUAGCAUCAACCUCCAGAAAGUGUAACUGGUCUGAUGCUCUAAGGAGGCAGUAAACCAGCUAGAAUAUGUUCAGUGGGGGAUCCUAGUGCAAAGCCCAAGAGCAUGGAGUGCAGUGGAGAAAGAGAGAGGAGGAUAAAUAAAUGUUUAUAUAUUCCCUAGCUGGCCAUCCCCAUCACUAGAAAGUACAUGUAUAGUUAACAGCCCCAGGAGCUCUACUCUUCUUGGGCUUGGCCUAUGGGCGUAGCUGGACAUGUAGUCAGUCAGUGGAUAGGGAGAGUAAACAAAUCUGAAGAAACUGAUGCAGCAAACAGAUUUUGCUACUCCUUCAGCUACUCCCUGGGAUUCUACACAUAGUCAGGGUCUCUAUACAGAGUCCUAGCCCCUACAACUCUAUCUUCUUCCAAAGGAUUCUCCAAGCCUGACUGAUAGACAUCCUAGUGCAUGGUACUUAGCAGGCAUCUUACAUCAUCUCCUUAAGGGAGCAAUCACCUGUGGAAAGAAUCAUACAGCUGAGCAGUUAACUCUGCCUUUUUCCCCUCCUUAAGAGAGGCCAGGGUAGUGGGUUAGAACUCAGCCCCAUGUAUCAAGAGAAGCAGGAUGCAUCCUGGCAGGGGGAGCUCUGGCCUGGGCAGCUUAUGUUACUAUAGGCCCCAUCUAUCCCUCUCUCAAGUGUGUUCUUUGCAGGGAAGGAGCCUGCAAGGGCCCAGCUCUGCCUUCCUCUACUGUGACAUGAGGAACAGUAGAUAUAAAAACCAAGCUGGAUUCCUGGUGUGUGAAAUAUA